Messenger RNA from Leptonychotes weddellii (Weddell seal), 1251 nucleotides. RefSeq names its product lectin, mannose binding 2 like (gene LMAN2L). NCBI's taxonomy places the organism in Eukaryota, Metazoa, Chordata, Mammalia, Carnivora, Phocidae. Gene Ontology annotation, biological process: endoplasmic reticulum to Golgi vesicle-mediated transport. Gene Ontology annotation, molecular function: D-mannose binding. Gene Ontology annotation, cellular component: endoplasmic reticulum-Golgi intermediate compartment; endoplasmic reticulum membrane; COPII-coated ER to Golgi transport vesicle. The record is from RefSeq and is a predicted model, not a curated record.
UUUAAUGAAGGGACGGCAGUGGGAAAGAUGGCGGCGACUCUGGGAUCCUCUGGGUGGUGGCAGCGGUGGCGGCGGCGUGUGUCGGCACGGAAUGGGUCCACGAUGUUGCUCCUUCUCCUUUUGUUGGGAUCUGGGCAGGGGCCACGGCAAGUCGGGGCGGGUCAAACGUUCGAGUACUUGAAACGGGAGCACUCGCUGUCGAAGCCCUACCAGGGUGUGGGCACAGGCAGUUCCUCACUGUGGAAUCUGAUGGGCAAUGCCAUGGUGAUGACCCAGUAUAUCCGCCUUACCCCAGAUAUGCAAAGUAAACAGGGUGCCCUGUGGAACCGGGUGCCAUGCUUCCUCAGAGACUGGGAGUUGCAGGUACACUUCAAAAUCCACGGACAAGGGAAGAAGAAUCUGCAUGGGGAUGGUUUGGCAAUCUGGUACACGAAGGAUCGGAUGCAGCCAGGGCCUGUGUUUGGAAACAUGGACAAAUUUGUGGGGCUGGGAGUAUUUGUAGACACGUACCCCAAUGAGGAGAAGCAGCAAGAGGUAAUGGCAAGUGUCAGAGCUUAGGUUAGCUGCACUGACAUCACAGUUCUUUGCCUCAGGAAUGUUCAUGAGGGAACAGGGGAUAGAAAGUGAGGGGUUUGAUUCUAUUUUCUUCAUCAACUGAACUUGAAAAGUUAAUAUCCUUGUCAGAGUGUUCUAGAGAGAACCGUUUAUGGUGCACAGUCCUUUGGGAAUGGCUGUCGUGAUUGGGGACUUUUUCUUCAGUGUUAACAGUGUUCUCUUGUGCACAUUAGGUAGCUGCUGAAAUUGAGCAUGCUUGGCUGGUUGGUGAUUUGGCUCCUAGGCCUGCACCUGAACAAGCUGAAUUUAUAUAACACAGCUCCCCUGACUUAAUAGAUCACCACUGUGCUCUCUUCUGCAGCUUGCUCACUCUGUCGAGCAUCCUUUUCUUCUUCCUGUUUUUAGACCCAAACAGCAAUUCUGUUCUCCUGUAGGAAAGGUUGUAAAAGGAAAUUGACGGAGUCUCAGCAUUUUGUUGCAGUCCGGUUUCUGGCUGUUGGCAGAAGGCUCUUGCUUUUUGUUGGCUGACCCUAGGGUUCUUUAGCAUUUUCAUAUACUGCCAACAGGUUUGUAUUCUUUGUCUGAUGGCCCUGCCAUCAGAUGCUGGGAAAGUGGUUAUGACAGGUUGUUGAUGCAUAUCUUUUGGCUAAAUAAUAGCAAGAGGGGCGCCUGGGUGGCUCAGUUGGUUAAGCGACU